Molecule: messenger RNA, 8884 nt
Organism: Periophthalmus magnuspinnatus
Lineage: Eukaryota; Metazoa; Chordata; Actinopteri; Gobiiformes; Gobiidae
Gene: rev3l
Product: REV3 like, DNA directed polymerase zeta catalytic subunit
Exons: 33
Coding region: 348-8504 (2718 amino acids)
Biological process (GO): error-prone translesion synthesis; double-strand break repair via homologous recombination
Cellular component (GO): zeta DNA polymerase complex; nucleus
Molecular function (GO): DNA binding; DNA-directed DNA polymerase activity; nucleotide binding
Source: RefSeq, a predicted model, not a curated record
AGGAAGCAGCUCGGGUAGCACCACUGCCACCAGCAGCUCGACGGCUGUAUUUCCGUGCAGAUUUAGCAUGUAGCCUAGUGAGCUAACCUGUUUGGGAUUAUGGAUGCUUGUGCCUCCUGAAGAAGUGGGACUAUUUCCAUGCCGAGCUCCCAACCUAAACGCAGAAUUUACCCAAAUCGUUGAACACCGGAAGUGUGGGGGACACGUUGGUGGCCAGGCUGUACUGGCGCUUUCAUGGCACCUGGUGAAGGAUGGAUCCAGCAGCACCGGAUCGCCUCAUGAUCCUUUAACUGGACCUCUGCCGGCGGGUUGUUUCUCUCGGACAGGCACAAACGUCAAUCAAAACCAUGUUCGCUGUCCGUAUUGUUACAGCGGACUAUUACCUUGCCAGUCCCGUUAAAGACCUGGACGUCUGCUAUUCUGAAUUCCGAGAGAGCGAAGUGAAGAGAGUGCCUGUGGUGCGGAUCUUCGGAGCCACCCCCGCAGGUCAGAAGACUUGCCUCCACCUUCAUGGCAUCUUUCCUUACAUCUAUGUUCCGUAUGAUGGCCUCGAGCAGCAGUCUGAGCGCUACCUGCGGCAGGUGGCCUUCAGCAUCGACAGAGCCCUGAAUGUGACUAUGGGAAACCCUGGCUCCUGCGUGCAGCACGUCUUCAAAGUGGUGCUGGUCUCUGGCAUGCCUUUCUAUGGAUACCAUGCCAAGGAGAAGUACUUUCUGAAAAUAUAUCUGUACAAUCCUCAGAUGGUGAAACGGGUAUGUGAGCUACUGCAGAGUGGAGCUGUCAUGAAUAAGAUAUAUCAACCACAUGAGGGCCACAUUCCCUACCUGCUGCAGCUCUUCAUCGACUACAACCUGUAUGGCAUGAACCUGAUUAACCUGGGGGCUGUCAAGUUUCGCGUCAGCAAAGAUGCUCUACAGUCACAGAGAGAACACCAUAGCAGUGGUGGAUCCAGUAUAAACCCCUGGAAGAGCCCAUGCACCUCCAGAGUGACUGAGAGCAUGCUGGGCCGCUGGGAAGAGGGCUCUCUGCCCUGUUCCUUGGUCCUGCCAGAUCUGGAGAAGCAGAGCACCUGUGAGCUGGAGGUAGAUGCCGUGGCUGUGGAUGUCCUGAAUCGCCUUGAGAUUGAGAACCAGAUUGGCAGAAACCCUGGACUGCAGGCCAUCUGGGAAGAUGAGAGGCAGCGGCGGAAAGAGAGGAACCAGCCCUCACAGCUUGAGCCUCACCAAACCCAAGAUCGUGGUUUGAUCCCAUCAACAGACAGUGAGAGGAUUUUCCUCCAGAGACUGAGGGAGAUUUUGAAAGAGAAUGACUUUGACAUAACACAGCAGUCUGAGUCAGAACAGGAAGAAUUUGAGCUCACCAUCCAUUCAGAGACUCUAGAGUUGCCUCCAUGUACACCUGCUAAUGUGCUGGAGGUACAUCAGGACUCCCAACCAAACUUGACCAGGGGCCAUACUUUGUUUCCAGAAGAGGCUGUUGUGGAUGAAGAAGUUAUUUUAAAUCUGCUUGAAAACAGCCAGGACUUCCUCCAGCUCACUCAGAACUCAAACCGAAUCCCUGAUGACAGCUGUCAGGAUCGUGGCAUCAUCAACUUGUUGGCUGGCCUGGAUGACACCUUCUGCAGGAGUCAGCAAUGCUCCCCACCAAAGCCCUUUUCAGGUAUCAGAAGUUACCAGGGCAACAGUGAUGAAGAGGAGGUGGAGCCAGAUGCAGACAAGGAGGAUGCCGAGCUUAGUGUUAUCAUGUCACAACGCUGGGACAGUCAGUCACCUGAUUUGUUACUUCAUCCAAGCAUGCCUACUGAAGAGCCCCAAGAGGCAUCAGAUGAAGACAUGGACUGGGGCAGGCAUAACUCUGAGCUGGCUGAUCUGUUCAUUCCUCAAGUGGACGGAACCGCCGAUGAGAACAGCGAUUCAUCUCUAACGGACAGUAGUUCUAGAAGCCAGUCAUCACUUACAGAGAGGAUGCACAAUAAGAGGAAUGCAUUUCCUUUGGACUGCAAACACCCUCAGCUGCAGGAUACUGAGCCCGCUCCAAAUGAGCACUUUGAACUAACAGGCAGUACUCAUACCAGCAGUGAUCUUCCAGGUGGAUCUAGAGUUAACAAAGAUAUUCCUUACAUCCCACCAGUCAAACACCCUAUCUCCUCUAAGUCAGCUAGAGCAGCUGGAGCCUCUCCCAACAGUCUCAGUCAGGAGGGCAAUGGAACGCUCUUUAAAAAUGCCUCUGUUAGUUUAGACAAGACUGAUCUUGAAAUUUUACCAUUUGGUCCUGAAAAGGCUACUAAAAACUGUAAUGCAUUUGACAGUCUUAAGGCUGUGGAUACACACUGUCUGCCUAUGCUCCAAAACCAUAGGACAUUAUUUUGUUAUUCUGAGUUGAGAAACUGUUCAACUAAAGGAGAACUUGAGAUUAGUCAGAAAGAGAGCAACAUGAAGGUUAUGGUCCAUUCCACUAUGAUGGAGAACACGGGGCACCACAGUGAAGAGGGCCAUGUGGGCGAACUCAAAAUUUGCUAUGAAGACUACAGGGAGGACAAGACUGAAAAGACAAUUGUGGCGCAACAAGAAGCUCAUUAUAAGUUUUUCCCUAGUGUCAUCCUCUCCAACUGCCUUAAUAGGAAAAAAUCUGGAGGCAAAAAGGUUCUUGAAGAUACGCCCAGAAGAUCAAGAUUAAAGCUAAACAAAAAGAAGGUAACAAUGGACCCAGUAGAUUGUUCCCUUGUGAACAUAGAUGUUAUCGCUGAGCUGGGCACAGUAACAGCAGCAGCUUCUGCUGAUUCAAACACAUUAUAUGCAGAUGAUUCUCAAACAACAGGUGCAGAACAGGGCAAAUGCUAUCCAACAACAACAGAGGCCGUAACCAAAUGCAAUCAGGAAGAAUCUGAUGAGAAAAAUGAACAGAUAAAAGCUACAACAGAACUCCCUCCAAGUUCCCCCAGCUGCUUUGAAGACCCUACUGUGCCAGCAGAAGUUGGCUCACUUCCUGGAAGCAAGUAUGCUUUAAGAGCUAAACGUAAAAUGAUCGGUGAUACUGAAGAUGGGGAACAGUCAGGUGUAAGCCGGUGUAAAAACCUCACUUCUGGCUCAGAGCGUCCCAAAGACAAUUGCACUUCUCCACAAGAUUACAAAAACAAAAAGCGCUGCAGGAAAGAGCCACCAGUCAUCAUCAAGUACAUCAUCAUCAACAGGUUCAAAGGUGAGAAGAAUAUGCUGGUUAAAGUGUCCAAAAUCCAAGCAGAGGAGCAGAGAGUCUUGUUAACACAUGACAAAUUGGAACUAUACAACAAACUGGCCCCUCUCAAAGACUUUUGGCCUAAAGUCCCAGAAUCUCCAGCUUUGAGAUUUCCGAUUCUUGAGAUGAAAUCCAAAAAAUACAUUAGACGAAAGACCAAACCUGUCAAAAAAGUGGUCAGGAACUUAAGCAAACCACCAUUUAAAUUGUCUGAAAGGAACUGUCAGAGGGGACUGUAUCUCCCCUCACUGCCUCCUCCUCGACCAUGCUACUGUGAGUUGGCCCAAGACUAUGAUUCUCACUAUUCCGAUGUUAUGGUGGAGCUAGGCUACCUCUCAGAUACAUCUCUGAGCCCUAGAGACUCUACACCUCCAAGAUGUUGGUCGCCUAGUGACCCACUGAUGUUGGACAACCCCAUCCCUGAACAUUUGAUCAACCCCCUGAUUGACCCUUGUCUUAGUUCAGCUUCUGUGUACUCCACUAAAACCUUACCUUCAGCUGUCAAGCCCACGAAAACCUCUGCUCAAAGAGCAAGUAAAUCUUUUGAUUGUGAGACCAAAAAUGUAACAGCAAGAAAAAAACAACUAAAAAGAACUGAACAGAUGACCAAGGCCCUUACUAGACCAAGGACUUACAGCAAAAAGAAGACAGAAGUGCCUAAAGACCAAACAGAAGCUGCAAAGAGCUCCCAGCCUCUCUCACUUGGAGAUGACACUGCUCUUUCUCCAAGCUCUUGUUCUCCAUUUCUGCAGCCAGUUGGAACAGACACAUGUGUUCUGAAUGCAGAUAACUCAGCAACCAAAUCCUUACAGCUAAAAAUUGACUGUGAUGCCUUGAUAAUGGAUGUGAACAAUUGUUUUUCCCAGUCCAAUCAGAACAAACUUUCACCCACUUGUGUAAAGGCCGACCAGUCAAAGGAAAAUGUGACAAUGUCUCCUCUGUCAGAAUCUGAACAGAAUGGGCCACACCCAGCUCUCUCAAAUUGCCCUCCUGGUGUGGUUGUUCUCAAGAAACUACUGCAGAAACGAUCCCAAGAACAGAACCCAUCACUGCAUGACAACCAUUGUAAGUCCAAAACUGCAACCUUAUCAAGUCCAUCUAAAUCUAGACCUGGGAAAUCUACUGCUCCUAAGUGCAAAAAGUCUAGGAAAGGCAGAAGAAGCAACAAACAAUCUGAGAGCCCCACACUGUCAGAGCCACACCUGGACAGUUGUAAGUUCAUAGAAGACAGUCUCUCACCAGAGCUUCCACACAACAACUUUGAUAUAAAUGCCAUAGACCAGGUACACCUCUGCUGCCCAUACAGCAGCAGUCAGUUUGUCCUAACUGAUAAGAACCUUCCCCUGAAGUUCCUGAGUGAUGCUUCUCAGGAUGGCCUCAUACUACAGAGUCCAGUCUCUGAGAAAAAACAUUUCAGGGUGUUGGGUCUGGGAGAGGAUCUUCACAAAGUUAGUGUCUGUCCAGAAGACUUUUACCGACAAGAAAACACAGAGCCUGGGAACACCCUCUCCUCAAACACUGAUCAAGUCAAAAGCAGGGAGUGGAACUUGGUAUCAAGAGAGGCCCAUAGCCAUUUCCAGGACUUCCACUGUGAGAGAAAGGAGCUUCUGUUCUCACCACUGGAUCCAUUACCCUUGACUUCUGUGUCCUUUGCCGACACCUCUCCCACCAGUGACCUCUUAGAGGGCAUAGAUGGCCUGGCCUCUAGCACUCCUAGCAGCUCACCCUGCUCUGUCAGUUCUCUGUUCCAGGCCAGAGCCAGCCCUCGGGGGACCAACAUCCUGAAGCCCCUCAUGUCUCCACCUAGCAGAGAGGAACUUUGCGGGACACUUAAAGACUUGGAGAUAUCAGAGGCUACUUUUGAGGAGCCCUUCUGUAGCGACCCCUCUGAUGCUCCAGGAAAACCCAUGGAAGUUGGGGGCCGUAAGCUGACUAUUGGCACCAGGCUGACCUCAGAGCUUCCAGAGUUCAUUGGAGAAUUGUCUGUGGAUGGCCUGCAAUUCUGGAAGACAGCAUUUUCAGCUAUGAACCUACCCUGUGCCACAGUGGACCUCAAGGCCAGAAGACCAACUCAAUCCUCUGAUGGCGACAAACAAGUUAUGCUGCUGCCCUGUAAAAUGCCUCCGAGCAGGCACUGUGUGCAGCUCUGGCUGGAGGCACACAGAAGGGGUGGACAAUUGGAAAAAGAGAAAAGGGCUUCGGAAGAGCAGGAGGCACCCCAGCUGUGUAUCCAGCCCAUUUCUGGGACACAUUGUGGGAAAUCAUACACUUCUACACCAAUUUCUCCUCUAAAGAAUUCUGAAUUCGCAGACCUUGGUCUGGUGUCAGACGAGGAAGACAAAGUUCUUUCUCCUGACAGCCCUGAUGUUCCGCCAUGGCAGCAGCCAAACCAAAGCAGCCAACAAUCACCCCAAAGCUCAGGGCACCCAUUAAAUGGGACCAUCUCUCCAGGUCAUGUGAGUGCCACUCCUCACAGCCAGGACAGCCCCCUCGCCAUAAAAGCUCCACCUGUUUGCAGCACACCCAUCUCUGAGAAGGAUGACGUCAGUGUGCGUGGGCACCAGGGGAGGAAAAGCCAAGCCAAACCUCUUCGUAGGCUCAUCCUCAGCUCCCAGAUCAAGAACCAGUUCGCAGGUCUGAAUAUACCAAAAAAGGACAACUCCCAAAUUGAAGGUCCAAGUAUAGCAAAUUCGUAUGGCUUCAAAGUCAGCAUGCAGAACCUGGAGGAGGCCAAAGCGCUACAUGAGGUGCAGUACAUAAUGCUAAUGGGCAUGGAGUUGCACGCUCGGACACGUCGGGACCUGGAGCCUGAUCCAGAAUUUGAUCCCAUCUGUGCAUUGUUCUACUGCCUGAGCUCGGAUGCUCCUCUGCCCGGUGCCGUGGACAACCUGGUUACCGGGGCUAUUGUAGUGGACACAGAAUACCCAAGCCAGGCACAAGGCCAUCGAGGGUGUGCACCCCUUUUGGUACGCUCGGGGGUGUCUGGUCUGCAGCUUACCUACGUCCCCAGUGAGCUGAUGCUGUUUGACGAGCUUAUUACAGUAGUCAGAAGGUAUGACCCUGACAUGCUGCUGGGGUAUGAGGUUCAGAUGCACUCCUGGGGCUAUCUCCUACAGCGCUCGUCUGCACUGGGAGUAGACCUGUGUCAGCAACUGUCCCGUGUCCCAGGUGACUCCAAAGACAACCGCUUUGCUGCAGAACGGGAUGAGUAUGGCGCUGACACCAUGACAGAAAUUCACAUUGUUGGGCGUGUCAUGCUAAAUCUGUGGAGGAUUAUGAAACAUGAGGUGGCACUGAAUAACUACACCUUUGAGAAUGUGGCAUUCCAUGUACUACACCAGCGUUUCCCUCUGUACAGCCAUCGCACUCUGUCUGACUGGUUUGACCACAACACUGACCUCCACAGGUGGAAAAUGGUGGAUCACUAUGUCAGUAGAGUACGGGGUUCCAUGCAGCUUCUCCAGCAACAAGACAUUAUUGGCCGAACCAGUGAGCUGGCACGAGUAUUUGGCAUCCAGUUCUACCAUGUCCUUACCCGUGGCUCACAGUAUCGGGUGGAGUCCAUGAUGCUGCGUGUUGCCAAGCCCCUUAAUUACAUCCCUGUGACUCCAAGUGUGCAGCAGCGAGCCCAACAGAGGGCGCCACAGUGCAUUCCUUUGGUUAUGGAGCCAGAGUCCCGCUUCUACAGCAACUCUGUGGUGGUGCUGGAUUUCCAGUCCCUCUACCCUUCCAUUGUCAUCGCCUACAACUACUGCUACUCCACUUGUUUAGGACACAUGGACAGUCUUGGAACGCUUGAUGAGUUUAAGUUUGGCUGUACAUCCCUCAGAGUUCCCCCUGAUCUCCUCUACCAGUUACGUAAUGAAAUCACUGUGUCACCCAGUGGGAUUGCUUUUGUCAAGUCGUCUGUCCGGAAAGGCAUCCUGCCCAGCAUGCUAGAGGAGAUUCUCAACACACGUAUCAUGGUCAAACAAUGUAUGAAGACUUACAAGAACGACAAGGCUCUGUUAAAGCUGUUAGACGCACGGCAGCUCGGUCUCAAACUCAUUGCCAACGUCACUUUUGGCUACACUGCAGCAAACUACUCUGGGCGAAUGCCCAGCGUGGAAGUUGGGGAUAGCAUUGUUCACAAAGCCAGGGAGACACUGGAAAGAGCUAUCAAGAUGGUGAAUGAGACCAAGAAGUGGGGAGCAAAAGUGGUCUAUGGAGAUACGGACAGCAUGUUUGUGUUGCUGAAGGGAGUCACUAAAGAGCAGGCCUUUAAGAUUGGAAAUGAGAUUGCCGAGGCUGUGACAGCUACCAACCCAAAACCAGUGAAACUGAAGUUUGAAAAGGUGUAUCUCCCCUGUGUGCUUCAGACCAAAAAGCGUUAUGUGGGAUACAUGUAUGAGAGCCUGGACCAGAUGAAGCCUGUUUUUGAUGCCAAAGGCAUAGAAACUGUACGUCGAGAUGGCUGUCCUGCUGUUUCCAAGAUUCUAGAGCGGUCCAUUAAGCUGCUGUUUGAUACGCGGGAUAUCAGCCAGGUCAAGCAAUUUGUGCAGCGGCAGUGCGUCAAAGUACUGGAUGGCCGAGCCAGUGUCCAGGACUUAACCUUUGCCAAAGAAUACCGUGGGGCUGGAGCAUACCGCCCUGGGGCAUGUGUGCCUGCUCUGGAGCUCACCAGGAGAAUGAUGGUGUAUGACCGACGGCAGGAGCCCAGAGUUGGUGAACGUGUUCCCUAUGUGAUUGUCUACGGCAUGCCCGGCUUACCACUGAUUCAACUGGUUCGUCGGCCCAUGGAGGUGCUGCAGGACCACAGCUUACGCCUCAAUGCCACCUACUACAUCACCAAACAGAUUCUGCCUCCCAUUGCCCGCAUCUUCCAGCUUAUUGGAGUAGACGUGUUCAGCUGGUACCAGGAGCUGCCUCGAGUCCAGAAGGCUUGGUGCUCUUCUGCAGGAGGGGGCUCUCUAGAGGCUGGGAGGAAAGGCACCAUUUCUCAGUACUUCACCACGCUACACUGUCCUGUAUGUGACCAGCUAACACAGCUGGGUGUGUGCUCCAGCUGCAGAAGCCAGCCCCAGCGUGUUGCGGUCACUCUGUGGUCAGAUGUGAGGGACUGUGAGAGCCGACAGGAUGGGCUGCUGCAGAUCUGCCGGAACUGCAGUGGCUGUGCUGAACGACAAGUGCCCUGCGUCUCUCUGGACUGUCCCGUACUCUACAAACUGUCCCGAGUCGGCAGACUACUGUCAAGGGCCCCAUACCUCCGACAGCUGCUAGAACAGUUCUGAUUCUCAUCAUGUCAAAACCAUUGAAUGGUGCUUGCUCUGUCUGUUGCUUUGACUGCUCAGAGAAUUGUCUCUGUGCUCUGCAAGUGCUGUACAUGUGGAGGAAAGCGCAAGGACUUUUAAGCCUGGGGCUGUUGCAAUAAUGCCUAUAAUUAGUCAAACAACUAUUUUCUUGUGCAUAAGUCAUUCUGUAAGACAUUUGUGCUGAAAACCUCAGUUUGAAGAGGAGUCAAAAUGUACAAAGACUUGUGAAGGACCUGUUUGUAAUUGAAGCUGUGUGCAGAGAAGUAUUAAAUCAACAAAAAUAUGGUUUAUGUCAAUUAUCACAUUUCACACUCCUACAGAAAACUAUAUUCAAUUAAAUCUGUAUAACUUGACCCUCU